AUGUUUUUUCGGCUUAUUACCGGAAGGGCGCGGUCGCCCUCUCCCGCCGCCGGCCGGACCCCGGGCAAGGGAAGUGGCCAGGAAGGCUCCAGCAAGUCACUGCCCAAGCCCGCAGCUUCCCAGAGGAGGAGGCAACGACCAGAGAUGCAGGCAACUGCCAGCAUCAGCGGGCAGACAGUCCCGGGCCCGAGCCUGGUCCGGCCUGCAGCGGUUCUUCCCCUUCCCCACUCCCGCCUGGCACUUACGUCCUACCCGGCCAGUGCAGUCGGUUCGGAGCCGGGGUGGCGCCGCGCCGAGCCGCCUCACUUUCCCAGCACCCAGCCAAGAAAACAAAACAGCUACGGGACGCCGGAUACCCGGAUGGGGCAGCAGCCCCCGCCCCGGCGGCUCGGUUGCGCAUGCGGAGAUAAGGACGGAGGGAGGAGCGCGGGGAAGCAGCAGAAAGGGCAGCGGCUGGACCACAGGGAGCCACGCCCGCCAGGAGGAGCCACGCCCACCGCACUAAGGUCUUUGCGCGUCUCUGGGCGCCUGCUGCGAGGACUGUCCGCUACGCUGAUUCGCUUGCGGACGGCGGAAAAGCUCUGGGUCCGGUUCCAGCCUGUCCAGUUGGUGGUCGUCCAGGAGUCGGAGCCGGCCCGGAGCAGGAGCCAGUCUCAUUCCAGGAGGCGCCACCAGAGAAAGUCCACGCGCCACUUGUGGUCUUUACUCGCCCGAGCCAGUUGAGUCUUCGCAGUAGGUAUUGCUUUCGGGGAAGGUCGCAUUACAAAAAGGACUACGCGAUCGCCGGGGUCGGGCGGGGGACAGUACGGCGCCUUUGAAUGUACGGUGUAUCUGAAAACACAGCAGUUGAAGAGUUCCAGGAAGAAGAGAUCGCAGAGCAGAACCCAUUUUCUAAAAAGGGUAGGUGGGUCGUUUGUUAAGAGAGACACAGAUUCGACUCUUCUUACGUAUGAAGCGACAGUACAUGAGUAAGCUAGGGAACCACGGUUGUGUUAUUUAUUUUAUUUUGUUUCCUUUGAUGCGUGAAAUCUGGGUAGUUUUGUUUUUGUGAGGGUUAUUAACUGAUUAGACCACCAGACUAUACGAUAAAAUCCAUACCUUGUUUUUAAAUGGACAUCAUUCUUACCCCUCAAGAUUAAAGGAUAAUUGUGACACUUAAAUGGCUCAGGAUGGAGAAAUCUAAUGCAGACAGUUCUUCGUAGAACCUUUUUAGUGUCUUAAUGACUUAACGUUAGUUUACCUGCUCUGAGCGGCAUUUAACAGAUCGUCUCAGCUUUUUGUAAGUUAACUAAUGACUGAGAGGAACAGUAUUAACUUUCUCUUGUGUUUUCUGUCUCCACCCUUUUUUGCAUUUACUGGCAUUAGCAUGAUUAUCAAAUAUUUUGUAAACAGAAGUGAACAUCUUUAUAUGCUGUUCUAAUAAAGUGAAUGCUUAUUUUGUCA
Messenger RNA from Manis javanica (Malayan pangolin), 1443 nucleotides. The record is from RefSeq and is a predicted model, not a curated record. NCBI's taxonomy places the organism in Eukaryota, Metazoa, Chordata, Mammalia, Pholidota, Manidae.